GAGAGGAAAAGAGAGCGAAUGAGGAUUUCGCUGUUCAAUUCGUCGUUCACUCGUUAAUAAACCUCCAAUCAAGUUUCCCAGCCGGAAUUAAACUCCAAAUCUAUCAACCCUUGCUCAAAUCCUACUUAAGCAGGUGAAGUUAUGCCUUGAAAAGAUAUAUAUGUAUACCCAUCAACUGCUGCUUAAUGACUACUACUGUAAUCGAAACGCCUGUUUCAGGCAAGAUUGGUGAUCGAUUAAGCAGUGAUGUGGUUGUUAGAUUAAGAACACAAGAUGGCCGCGAUGAUUGGAUCUACUGUCACUCAGACCUCCUCACUAAAAACAGCAAGUACUUUGCUGAUAGAUUAUCUGACAACUGGCCUACUUGUCAGAUUCUCGAUUCACGCUAUUGUGUUGAGGUUCAUUGUCAGGAAUCCAAUGUUGAUUAUCAUAUUAUUAUCCUUAGAUUAUUCUAUGAUGGUGCAGUUGGUUCAUUAACCCACUUCCAUUCUGUGAAGAAUGCUCUUGGUCUCCUUCAGGUAGCCAAUGAGCUCAUUUGCCCACAUAUUAUUGCUUCAUGUGUUGACUAUUUGGAAGCAGUUCCAUGGGAUGAAUUCGAGGAAGAAGAGAUUCUAAGAAUCAUUCCGAAUAUGGGUUUGGAAGUCAAACCAAUUCUCGCCCGUCUUCAACCAGUCAAUGUAUCAGCUACAGUUAGGGUUUUUCUUUCAACGAUUCAGUUUGCAACUUCUUUGCUUCCAUCCACUUUAAAUGAUCUAAAAUCAUCAGCACAAGAUCAGAUCGAGUACAUGCUUACAGAAGAUGAUGACUCCCCUAUGAUCGUCGCUGACGAUAGUGUGAAAUCAAAGGUGGGGUGGUGCGUUCAGAUAUUAUUUUCCAGAUUCAGCAAUCUAUUAGUGUCUUUACAAUUUGAAUCUAAAGAUUCUAAUCUCGAAGCUCAGAUGCUAUUGCUUCACUCCCAGUUAAAAGAUUUAUCGUGGGCUUGUCAGAUACUUACUAAGCUGGAACUAAUGAAGACUCUAGCUAAUAAAUGGGUAGAUGCAUCAGAAAACAUAGUGAAAGUAGUUGACAGAUCUGAAAUGGUGGAUAUUAAAUUGAAAGUCACUGAAGUGACUUCAAAGGUAUUAGAUUCCAUGGCUUAUGGAACUGUUAUCUUACCAACUUUCAAACGACUUCAGAUGGUGAAGAUUUGGCUUCCGUUUGUGAGGGUCACGAAGCCUUUGAUAGAUUCUGAUGCUAACAUCGAGGAUCAUGAGCUUUGGCAGUCUUUGGAAUCAGCAUUUGUUUCUAUAGUUCUUGCAUUGCCCUCAAGUGACCAAGCUGAUAUCUUAAACGAAUGGUUGAAAAGUGAGCAUGUUCAUUAUCCCGAUCUUUCUGAGGCGUUCGAGGUAUGGUGUUACAGGACUAAGGUUGCCUCUAGGAGAUUAGCAGUUAUUGGUGAUGAUAAGUGUAUAAUCAAUAAUAGUAGUACUAUGAGACUUUGACCCUUUUUUUCUAAAACCAUUUAUCCUAAUAAUGCUUUAACACUGAUUUGUAUACCAUCCUCCCAUUAAUAGUAAUGUAUGUAUUACAACAAUCCCAAGAUCUAUAUAACAUGAUGUCUGCAUAAAGUAGCAAAAAUAUAAUAAUAUACAAUCCCCAAAUUAUAUGCUUCUAAA
Messenger RNA from Impatiens glandulifera, 1655 nucleotides. Its product is annotated as BTB/POZ domain-containing protein At3g05675. The transcript has 3 exons. Lineage: Eukaryota; Viridiplantae; Streptophyta; Magnoliopsida; Ericales; Balsaminaceae. The record is from RefSeq and is a predicted model, not a curated record. Bases 186 to 1481 code for a protein of 431 amino acids.